CUGCUGAUAAUGGAAAUCCUACGACUAUGUAUAAUGUUGGAAGUGCUUAUUGGAUUGGAAAAGGUGUAGUUAAAGAUCAGGAAAUUAGUUCCAAGUACUUAAAAAUGGCACCUAAGAAAGAUCAAUACAAUGCUAUUGCUAUGUGCAAGAAGCUCGGAAUUACUUAUUAA
Molecule: messenger RNA, 170 nt
Organism: Racocetra persica
Lineage: Eukaryota; Fungi; Glomeromycota; Glomeromycetes; Diversisporales; Gigasporaceae
Source: the annotation of a GenBank genome assembly